Molecule: messenger RNA, 1455 nt
Organism: Euleptes europaea (tarantolino)
Lineage: Eukaryota; Metazoa; Chordata; Lepidosauria; Squamata; Sphaerodactylidae
Product: calcium/calmodulin-dependent protein kinase type IV-like
Exons: 11
Coding region: 1-1455 (484 amino acids)
Biological process (GO): protein phosphorylation
Molecular function (GO): calmodulin binding; calcium/calmodulin-dependent protein kinase activity; ATP binding
Source: RefSeq, a predicted model, not a curated record
AUGCCGGCCCCUGCCCAGCCGAUUCCCUCCGCAAGGGAGGCUGCCGGGGGGUGGCGCCAAGCCCGGCCGGACCGCCUCUCCAUCCGCGCCGGGGGAGGCGCGCCCGCUCCGCCCGCCCGCCCGCCCGCCCGCGCCCAGCGUGGCCCUUCGGCCGGCCUCCCUCCGUCCCUCCAUCCCUCGCUCGCUCCCAUCCGGAGGGCCGCGAUGCCCAGCCCCGACGCCGCCCCGACGCCGCCCGCGCCGGCCGAGGAGGAGGACCAGGACGCCGCCGCCGCCUUCUGGAUCGAGGGCUCCCGCCGCGACUGCGCGCUCGACCGCUUCUACCGCCGCGGCGCCGAGCUGGGCAGGGGUGCCACAUCGGUGGUGUACAGCUGCGAAGAUAAAGAGACCCAUGCCCAGUAUGCUGCCAAAAUAUUGCAGAAGACGAUAGACAAGAAAAUUGUCCGGACCGAAAUAGGCGUUUUGCUGAGACUCUCGCAUCCAAAUAUAAUCAAGCUCAAAGAGAUCUUCGAGACCCCCUCGGAGAUCACCCUCAUCCUCGAGCUCGUGACAGGUGGCGAACUCUUCGACAGGAUUGUAGAGAGGGGCUUCUACAGCGAGAGAGAUGCGGCCAAUGUGGUAAAGCAAAUCCUGGAAGCCGUGUCUUAUCUGCAUGCCAACGGCGUGGUCCACCGCGACCUGAAACCAGAGAAUCUCCUCUACGCAGAUCUCUCCCCGGACGCUCCUCUCAAAAUUGGUGAUUUUGGGUUAUCCAAGAUUGUGGACGAACAGGACACGAUGAAAACUGUGUGCGGCACCCCAGGAUAUUGUGCUCCUGAAAUCCUCCAAGGGUCGCCGUACGGUCCAGAAGUGGAUAUGUGGUCGGUCGGAGUCAUAACGUACAUCUUGUUGUGUGGCUUCGAACCGUUCUUCGACCCGAGAGGGGAUCAAUAUAUGUACAGCAGGAUUCUAAACUGUGACUACGAAUUUGUCUCUCCUUGGUGGGACGAGGUGUCGCUCAACGCGAAAGAUUUGGUUCAAAAACUGAUCGUUUUGGAUCCCCAGAAAAGGCUGACGGUGCAGCAGGCUCUGGAGCAUCCCUGGGUCAUGGGCAAAGCUGCUAAGUUUGCUCACAUGGACAGUACGCAGAAGAAACUACAGGAAUUCAAUGCGAGAAGGAAGCUGAAGGCGGCAAUGAAGGCGGUCGUGGCUUCUAGCCGUCUGGGCAACCACAGCCACCACGACGGUUCUCGAAACGGGCGUCAUCCGGACACGGCCAAAGAACCCCGCCUGGACCAGGGAGCAGAGAGCCCCCACGUUGGCGAAGACGACCUUUACAGCAAACCCUCCGGGACCAGUUUGCCAGAGGCUGACCCGGCAGCCCCUUCGGCCGAUGCGGAGGCCCUUGAAUCCUUCCGAAUCGAGUACUCCGUCGCCCCGGAGGUUGCGAUGAACGGCAGCGGCUGCCCGAGUUAA